Messenger RNA from Sipha flava (yellow sugarcane aphid), 1627 nucleotides. RefSeq names its product protein phosphatase methylesterase 1. Gene Ontology annotation, biological process: protein demethylation. Lineage: Eukaryota; Metazoa; Arthropoda; Insecta; Hemiptera; Aphididae. The record is from RefSeq and is a predicted model, not a curated record. The transcript is spliced from 9 exons. Bases 260 to 1411 code for a protein of 383 amino acids. Gene Ontology annotation, molecular function: protein methylesterase activity.
AUUGACAUACACGGUCCUCGGUAACCAUUGGUGCCCGCGUGCUAAUCGUCUUUUCCCCCUUACACGGUUGUUUGGUAAAGAGUUAGAGCUAUUUUAGCGAUUUACUGAUAGCGUUGUUGUUGUUUGUUUUGGAACGAGAGGACGGUAGCGAGGCGGUAGUUCACGAUUAUAAAUCGCAUCUGACCGUCGUUCCAAAUCGGUUGGCGUCUAAGACAUGUGAAAGAAAAACGAUUAUCACGGAAACCAUAUUAUUGCUAUCAUGUCUCAUAUUGGCAAGUUCGGUCUGCUCGGUGGCAACUUCAAAAAGCCGCCCCAGCGUAAAACCAGAUUGAAUCGCUCGUACGAAGAGUUAUCUCCUAUAUCUUGGCGUAAUUAUUUUGAGCACAAACGUGUUGUUGACUUGGACGGUAAUAAGUUUACGACCUACUCAUUGGGUAAUGUGGAAUCGGUGCUGAUUGUUCUGCUCCACGGGGGAGGAUUUAACGCUCUCACCUGGUCUCUUUUCGCCAAACAUUUAGUAAAACAAUGCGAAUGUCAAGUUUUAGCAAUUGAUCUUCGAGGACAUGGAAAUUCAUUCACUAUUGAUGAUACUGAUUUAUCAAUGGCAACAUUUACUAAUGAUGUAAUAAGUUUAUUACGUAAAUUGUAUCCUGAUAAAAUGCCAUCAAUAGUUUUAAUGGGCCAUAGUCUUGGAGGAGCUAUUGCAGUAAAUGUAGCAUCCAUGGCUGAAUCAGAUUUACCAAUUAUUGGUUUGGUUGUCAUUGAUGUAGUUGAAGGUUCUGCAAUGGAAUCAUUAGCUAGUAUGCAAAGUUUCUUAAGAAGUCGUCCUAAAUCUUUUAAAAGUCUGAAAGAUGCAAUUUCUUGGGGGAUGGGAAAUGGACAUAUUAAAAAUGAGGAAUCUGCAAGGGUUUCUAUUCCUGGACAAAUAAAAAAUGUGACCACCGGUAAACUUGGUACAGAUGAGAUAGAAGAUCCACUUAUUAAUACUCAAGAACUGACUGAACCAAUUGAUCAAACUCAGUACUCAUCAAUAGAUUCUAUAAAAGAAGACGAAGAAGAAUUUGGCCCAUCUUCGUUUUCUAUCGAAAAACCAUUGGGUAAUUAUACAUGGCGGAUUGAUUUAUGUAAAACAGAAAAACAUUGGCCUGGAUGGUUUCAAGGACUUUCAAAAAAAUUCUUAUCCAUUCAUGCACAAAAAUUAUUACUUCUUGCCAAUAUUGAUCGGAUGGAUAAAGAUUUGACUGUUGGUCAAAUGCAAGGUAAAUUUGAAAUGCAAGUAUUAGCUAGAGUUGGACAUGCGGUACAAGAAGAUGAUCCUGAUAAAGUUGCUAGUAUAUUGUCAAAUUUUUUGGUAAGAAAUAAGUUCACAAAUCCAACUUCAGAAUUUGUUCGAAUUCUUCCUGGCUGUUAAGUCAUCAAUUAAAGCUGAUCAAUGGUUAUAUUUAAUCAAUAAGAUUAACGGGUAUGCCAAUUUUAGAGCUGAAAAAUUUUAUAAUUAUUUAUAUAUAUAUAUAUAUUUUUUUUUUUCUUAAAAAUAUAAACUAAAUAAAAACAUAAAAUCUUACAAACAUAUAGUAAGUGAACAAUAACAAUGAGAGAAAUAUAUUAAUGUAUCAUUUAACUAUAU